Effrenium voratum is the source of this 1666-nucleotide messenger RNA. The record is from the annotation of a GenBank genome assembly. NCBI's taxonomy places the organism in Eukaryota, Dinophyceae, Suessiales, Symbiodiniaceae.
GCCACGGGUUCAACAUUGUGGAGGAAGGCAUGAAGAUCCGCGAGGACUUGACCGUCAUCAUGGUGGCGCCGAAGUGCCCUGGUACCGAAGUCCGCGAGGAGUACAAGCGCGGCUUUGGCGUUCCCACCUUGAUCGCAGUGCACCCGGAGAAUGAUCCCAAGGCCGAUGGUCUUGACCUCGCGAAGGCCUAUGCCGUUGCGACGGGCGGCGAUCGCGCUGGCGUGCUGCUCAGCUCCUUCGUUGCAGAGGUGAAGAGUGACCUUAUGGGCGAGCAGACAAUCCUGUGCGGCAUGCUGCAAACAGGUGCCAUCCUGUGCUUCGAAAAGAUGGUGGCCAAUGGAAUCGAAGCAGCGUAUGCCGCCAAGCUCAUCCAGUUUGGUUGGGAGACAAUCACCGAGGCCCUGAAGCACGGUGGCAUCACCGGCAUGAUGGACCGCCUGGACAAUCCCUCGAAGCUGAAGUGCUUCGAACUGUCCGAGGAGCUCAAAACGAUCAUGCAGCCGCUUUACGCCAAGCACCAGGAUGACAUCAUCACGGGAAUGUUCUCCGAAACGAUGAUGGCAGAUUGGGACAAGGAUGAUGUGAAUCUGCUCAAGUGGAGACAAGAAACCGCUGAGACUGGGUUUGAGAAGACGCCAGCAGGUGACAUGCAGAUCAAGGAGCAAGAAUACUUUGACAACGCAAUCCUUAUGGUUGCAAUGAUCAAGGCUGGCGUCGAGCUUGCCUUUGAGGAGAUGGUAAAGGUCGGGAUGAAGCCGGAGAGCGCCUACUAUGAGUCGCUGCAUGAGACUCCACUCAUUGCCAACACCAUCGCCAGAAAGAAGUUGUACGAGAUGAACAAGGUCAUCUCAGACACUGCUGAGUACGGUUGCUAUUUGUACACGCAGGCCUGCACACCUCUUUUGAAGGAUUUCAUGGCCAAGCAGGACACCAGCGUGAUCGGCACCAAGUACAACAAAGGUGACAACGGCGUUGACAACCAGACUCUCCUGGCCGUGAAUGAAGCCAUCGCAUCUCACCCGGUGGAGGUGAUCGGCAAGGAGUUGCGGGGCCACAUGACUGCCAUGAAGAAGAUUGCCACGGGCGAGUAAACAGGUCAGGCAGAGAAGGUGCACCGCGUGCCCUGGAGGCAGUGCAACUUUCAAGCAACCCGGGAGAAAAGAGUGCGCGCCUUUCGGAUUUGCGGGGAUCUUUGAUGUGAGGGUUGUUUGGGAACAAGCUAGGAGCAGUGCGACAGGCCUUAACGCUUUGGGUUUUCUUUUCCCUUGUGUUUAGGGCCUGGUGUGAAUCUCAUACGCGGUGGCCGUUUUGCUCCUAGCCUUGAACUCAAUCCGCUGGUUUCGAUUGAAACCCACCCUCCCACCCUACUAAGCCUUUCACAAGGCUGGCUCGAGGAUGCAGACGCUCUGCACCUCAAGCCUUGGCUGGAGGGUGGAACAGCUGAUGUCUCGCUGUUGGCAAUUUUCCUUCAAGCUGCUGCUUUCCACUAUGAAUUGAGCAGUCAACAGGAUAGCCCAAAGUACGCAGCGCAGCUUGAAUGCCAGCCUUGCGCAAAGCAUAGCAGACCCUGUUCCGCUGUGCGGCGCAUCACGCAUGUCUCACGAAAUGUGAACAAAUGCAAGUAAUCACUUGCAGACAACUCUUGCAGUGCUCCAGCACUUUGGAC